UAUAAGCCGCUGCAUUGCGUAGAGUUGCGCGUUAGAGUGGUGUUGGAGGUUAGUUAUUUGGACGUUUUACCCAGCCAUUUCUGCAAUAUCGGAACUCACGACAAGUUAGUCGGAAGUUAACAAGCACUACUGAAGUUUAUACGAUAAAGGACUCCAGGAAAACCCCUCUACAUUUGACUUAGAUGCUUGUUGACUUGGAACAAAACGAUCACGUUUUAGGAUAAAAGGAACAAAAUUUCUCGACGUCUUUGAAUAGGAGUGGACAACCGUUCUCUGUACAGGCAGAACAUGGCGGAGGGGGGUCCUGACGAUAUGGAACAAGGAUUGACAGACCGAAAGCUCGGCAAGCUUUCCGAUCAUCUGGCUGGUGAGUGGCAGAAAUUGGCAGCCUUCCUCGGUCUCAAUGCUGCACAGGUCGAGAAAAUCAAGUAUGACUUUGAAGGAACAGACAAUCGGAUCUUCCAGAUGCUCCUGAAAUGGAAGCAACAGGCCAAGGAAGAAGAUCUGAUCGGGACUUUACAGGGAGCGUUGAGGGACGUUGGUAGGAACGAUCUUGUCGAAAAGCUGUCAGGUCCCCAGAAGAUCAAGAAACAUGAAGACGAAAUAAUAUGCCCCCAACAUAUGAACACCGUGAAGCAAUUCUACUGCGAAACCUGCCAAGUACUCGUCUGCCCCUACAGUACCGCUAACCAUCCUGAGCCUCAUGUCAUGCAUAGCAACGCUGAAGUCUCGAUCAAAUACAAAACGACACUGCGAGACCAGAUUCAAUGCUGCACCUCAGCUGGGAGAGAGAUUGAGGAGGCCUUGCAGGUUGUGGAAGAAGUAAAGCAGUGUUUCGAAAAGGCACUCGAGGAUGUGAAGGAAGCAGCCGCCCGAGCCAUGAAACAGAUUGAGGCAGAGCAGAAGCGAUGGCUGAAUGAAAUAGAAAACCAGCGCAGAGUUCACAUCGAGUGCUCAAAUUUGAGGAAGACAUUGACCGACUGGAAGGAAAAGCAUACAAGCAUGAUGGAACAUGCUAAAGUAGUUAUGGAGAGCAAGACGGACAGUAAAUUUCUCCUCGAGUAUCCAGCUACUGCAAAGUCGCUGGAGGAGCUGGCCAGAGAGAUUCCUAUCGUCGUCGGGACACAGACCGAAUGUCGGCCCUCGCGACCCAAGUUCCUGCAGGGCCAGGCUGUACACGGCAUCGAUCUGGGCAAGGUAGUGAUGGUAGAUGUCUGGGAGCAGUGCGGUACCAUCGGCAAUCGGGGCGGAAACUCUGGAGAGUUAGAAGGUGCACACGGCAUCACCACGUCCGAACCGGACAGGAUUGCCGUCACAGACAGGGAAAAUAAGCGAGUUGUGAUCUUCGACAGCCAAGGAAACUGCUUGCAGAGCAUUAACGCAGUGACAAAUGACAUUGCGGCUACUCCAAAGGUGUGGAUAGUUGUUAACCCUCUCGUCGUCAAGUUAUACAGCAGAGAUGACGCGCAGCUGAUCCGUGAGUUCCACCCAGUGCCUCCGGAUGAGAUUGACAAGACAGAGGUGAACCUCUUCGGGGUAGCAGUAAAAAAGAACAGUAAUAUCAUCGUGGGUGACUGCAAGAGGAAGGUGUUGACAGAACUCUCCCAGGAUGGUAGGCUCCUACAUACUGUAUCGGUUGAGUUAAAACCCUACUUCUUGGCGGUGCUGGAUGACGACCUCAUUGCGAUCAGUGACAUGGAACAGGCAACAGUACAAGUAGUGGAUCUUUCAGAGGGUGUCGCUGCGAAAGUUACCACCCUGCAUCCAAAUAUCAACGGCCGACCGGCGGAAAGCUGCAGGGGAGUGUGUGGCGAUAGAUCAGGUAUCUACAUCGUGGCUAGCACCGGCUCCUUCAACAGUGGGCAUAUUCACCACCACGACAUCAAGGGUCAGUUCAUCACCUGCGUGGCUGAGAACCUGUACAAUCCUUACGGAAUCACAUUCAAAGCGGAUGAACAGCAGCUCGCAGUGGCCGACCUUCACUCUGUCAAGAUGUAUCGCAAGGCUGCGCCAAGAUUGUCUUGUCAGUAAGAGUGAUCAGAAGAGUUGGUACAGCGGUGACAGAAUCCAGCUGCGCUUUAACAUCGCCACGAGCGCACUCCAUUUGCUUACACGAAUAACAUGUAAGAAUCGAUAGUGUGCGAUUAGCCGCUAAAGUGGUGUCUUCACCUGGUGUUAGCCACCGCAACCUGUUAGCUUGAGAUGGAGUCAGUCAUGCACGGGGACUGUACAGUUAGUAUCUUUUGGCCGUAUCACUAAAAACGACCCAACUUUGUACAAGUACAGCGUGUUAAAACAAUUUCUUUCAAAACACAAUAAAACAAUUUAGUAGAAAUCACAAUCAGCCGAAACCCAGUGGGUUACUUGUAUAACUUUGUUUACCUUUUCAUUUUCACCAUCCUUUUUUACAAGUUGAUUAUUGAACUCCUGAAUGUCACGUAAUGUGUGAAACAAGCAUAAUGUUGGAUUACUGUAAGAGUGACUUACAUGAGUGACUGUUUUAUAUGUUUUUUUCUUUAGCACUAAAUUCACCAGUAAACUUGCUGUAAAAGAUAAAAUGGUAUCCAGCUACUGGUCUUUAAGCAUUGCCGUCUUCAUCGCUAUAUAUACCUAUUUAUCUCGUUGAAAAAGUUUGCAUCUUUUUUAUUUUGUCUUUAAGGUCUUCAAAAAUAUCCUUCUGAUCAUAUCUUCUAUAAUUUAUGCAGGUCACUUGACAAAACAUCCUGUACUUGUUGGAAUAGAUUUGUUUGACUGCCCAUAAAGUCUGCCUUUCAGCUUUUUCCAUUCCUUGAUCUUCAUCCA
This is a messenger RNA of Acanthaster planci (crown-of-thorns starfish), 2802 nucleotides long. RefSeq lists its product as uncharacterized. Gene Ontology annotation, biological process: proteasome-mediated ubiquitin-dependent protein catabolic process; protein polyubiquitination; signal transduction. Gene Ontology annotation, molecular function: ubiquitin protein ligase activity; protein binding. Lineage: Eukaryota; Metazoa; Echinodermata; Asteroidea; Valvatida; Acanthasteridae. The record is from RefSeq and is a predicted model, not a curated record.